AUGAAGGAUUUUGGACUCAUCAGGCACGACCAAUGCGACGGAGAUAUCGACAACGACAAAGAGAUCGACGAGGACGAAGCGAUCGAUGGUGACGAAGGGAUUGACGGUGACGAAGAGACCAGACGAUCUCCACCACCCUGUGAUGUCUAUUUUUCAAAAUAUAAUAUGUAUGGUGGAAAUUCUGCUUUGAAAGCUAGUGGUGCACUUUCUAUAGCAGUUCCAGGGGAACUUGCUGGCCUUCACAAAGCUUGGAAAGAACAUGGGAGGCUUCCAUGGAAAAGGCUAGUAAGGCCAACAGAAUAUCUUGCUCGAAAAGGGUUCAAGAUAUCUCCAUAUCUCUACAUGCAGAUGAAUAAAUCAAAUUCAGGGAUCUUCGCUGAUAAGGGACUUCGUAAUAUUUUCACAUCAAAUGGGAAACUACUUCAGCCAGGAGUCACCUGCCACAAUAGAAAACUAGCUCAGACACUCAACACCAUUUCAAAAUAUGGCCCAAAUGCAUUCUAUAAUGGUUCAGUCAGGUACAAUUUAGUUAGAGAUGUUCAGAAGUUUGGAGGAAUAUCGACCAUGCAAGACCUGGAAAAGUAUCAAGUUAAAGUGAAGAAGCCAAUCUCUGCUAAUAUCUCGGGCCUUGAGAUACUAAGCAUGCCUCCUCCAUCCCGUGGUGCUGCAAUGAUACUUGUUUUAAACAUUCUUGUUCAAUAUGGAUUCCCUCUGGGCAUUUCUCGCUCACUGGGGAUCCUUCGGGAAAUUGAAGCUUUGAAAUAG
Messenger RNA from Macadamia integrifolia, 765 nucleotides. RefSeq names its product glutathione hydrolase 1-like. The coding region runs from base 1 to 765 and encodes 254 amino acids. NCBI's taxonomy places the organism in Eukaryota, Viridiplantae, Streptophyta, Magnoliopsida, Proteales, Proteaceae. The transcript has 3 exons. Gene Ontology annotation, molecular function: glutathione gamma-glutamate hydrolase. The record is from RefSeq and is a predicted model, not a curated record. Gene Ontology annotation, cellular component: plasma membrane. Gene Ontology annotation, biological process: glutathione catabolic process.